Thunnus maccoyii (southern bluefin tuna) is the source of this 1052-nucleotide messenger RNA. RefSeq lists its product as uncharacterized. Bases 76 to 729 code for a protein of 217 amino acids. Lineage: Eukaryota; Metazoa; Chordata; Actinopteri; Scombriformes; Scombridae. The transcript is spliced from 5 exons. The record is from RefSeq and is a predicted model, not a curated record.
ACCACUUCCUUUUCUCUGAGCCACCUCAACAGUGAUGUUUAAGUUCCAGUCUUUCAUUUCAUUCUGAAGGUUAUUAUGUUCAGUCAAGACCAAGCAGCUCUGCUCUCCAUUCAGCUAUUAAUUAUGUGCCAUGUCUUUGCAGAGGUUCAUCGAGUUGACUUCGGGGACAUACUGGUGUCUGAGGGAAACGCCACCGUUUUCACUUGCAACAUGACAAAUGCAAAGCAAAUCGGCUGGACCAAAGGAAGAAUACUUUUUACUUUUAACGUCUUAAUGAAUCAGACAUUUUCAAAUGUCACCUCUCAAAGAAUGAGCAUAGACUCAAACUUUCCUUCAAAGCUGAAUAUUCUUGAUGUUCAGCAUGAAGAUGCAGGACUUUAUAGGUGUGAAGUAACUGAUGAAAAAGGUGUAUGGACUACUGAGUGGAAUUUAAUCGUUGGAGACGGGGUGUUGGAGAUCUCUAAAGAAGUCAGUUCAUGGAGCUAUUAUCUAUACAUACUUACACCUGUAAUUGGAUUGCUUCUUUGUGGCUUGGCUGCAGCAGUUUGCCUCUGCAGCAGAAAACUCAGGACCACGACAUCAAACCAGGACCCAGUCCCAGACCAGUUUCCUCUUCAGUCGGGGGGAGAGGUGGUCCCUCCUCAACUGCAGGGUGAUGUGGACCGUAGGAUAAAUAACAAGCAGAGGAGUCAGUACUUGGAGAGGCUCAAUUCAAUCUAUGGUCUAUAAUGAAGUAGUGGUUUAAAUUGUCCAGCAGAUGGUGAUAAAGGCUCAGCCAAAGUUGUGUGAGAAAAGAUAAAGGAUGUUACUGUGAAGACAAGUGCAUUAAAUUAAAGCCCCAAUCCAUUAUUGGUGCACAUCACUAAUUUUGUCCAGGUGCAAAGGGAAAAGCUAUGAGAGUUUUUUUGUGUGUGUGACUUUUGUGUAUGUACUUCUAAAAUACUUGCUUAUUUGUUUACAUGGUUUAAAUUUAAUAAAGAAUCAACUCAAGUACUAUUUCUACUUCUUUACAUACUGUACAUAUGUUACUGUAAAUAAAAAUGUUCUAAUAU